Messenger RNA from Aspergillus ibericus CBS 121593, 610 nucleotides. RefSeq lists its product as uncharacterized. Lineage: Eukaryota; Fungi; Ascomycota; Eurotiomycetes; Eurotiales; Aspergillaceae. The record is from RefSeq and is a predicted model, not a curated record. The coding region runs from base 194 to 610 and encodes 138 amino acids. The transcript has a single exon.
CCCGGGCCCUCAAUCAAACGACCCCCCCCGCGGCCUCAUCCUCUGCUGCGACGGCACGGGGAAGGUGAUGGCGGGGACUCAGAAGCGGUGGGAAGGGGGGUUUGGACGGGGUUUAGAGGAGAAUGUGUGUGAGGGGUAUAAUUUUCUUGUGAGUGUGGAUUUAUUCCUAUGAAGGGGGAUCUGCUUUCCCGAUAUGAUGGAUGAUUGGUGGGCCGUGUAUGAGGUGUAUAAGAAGCGAAAGGAGGAAGUGAAAAAAGAGAAACCGAUGCCGCCGACGAAUGAGUGGAAGGGGACGUUUCAUGCCAUUACGACGUCUGGGGCGUAUGCGCAGCCCAAGCUGGGAUUCGAUGAGUCGGUCGAAAAGGAUGUCGCAGCCUAUUUGGCAACAGUGGAUCUCGAGGAGUCAUCGCCACGAGAGAAACAGCUGCUGGAGUUCCUUCAAGAAGCCGCCGAUAAAGCCUGCAGUAGUAUCUGGAAGGAGAAAUCGCUGACUUACACGUUGCGCGGAAGACCAUCCCCAGGCCUGGCAGAGCAAAAGUCGGAACUGAUGCGGCAGACUGGGAAACGGACUCGGCAGUUUCUGGCAGAUCUGGAUGAGGGCAGAAUAUAG